Molecule: messenger RNA, 1413 nt
Organism: Perca fluviatilis (European perch)
Lineage: Eukaryota; Metazoa; Chordata; Actinopteri; Perciformes; Percidae
Exons: 11
Coding region: 208-1413 (401 amino acids)
Biological process (GO): interleukin-15-mediated signaling pathway; T cell activation; positive regulation of ERK1 and ERK2 cascade
Cellular component (GO): membrane raft; external side of plasma membrane
Molecular function (GO): MHC class II protein binding; protein tyrosine kinase binding
Source: RefSeq, a predicted model, not a curated record
AAUAUGGAAAAUUGAAAAGAAAAUGGUGGCUGUUUGACAUCUAUAAGAUAAUCAAACACACCCCUAACCCUAAAAGUCAUUAUGAGGAAGUGACAUCAUACUAAUUACAGGAAGUAGAUGCAGCAUUUCUCGACUAAAGCACUAUUUUAGAAACAGUUCCGAGCAUCAGCACGAGAGAGAGAAGAAGCAGAGACACAGAGAAACACGAUGGAAGAGUUCAAAUGGAUCAAAAUGUCUUUAUUUCUGAUACCGCUGCUUCACUUUACAGCAGCAAAAAGACAGUUUCUGCUCUCCUCCACUGUCAGAGAUGGAGAUGAAGUCACUUUGUCCUGUGAAAAUGUGAGAGAUGAUCAGAAUAAGUGUGAUGGUACAACAUGGACUUUCAGUGAUUUAAGAAGCCCGCUAGUAGAGCUGGUUAGUCUUGGUCAGAUUGUUGAAGAAGCCAAAGCUAAAUCAGACAGACUGAGUGUUACAGAGAACUGUUCUCUGGUUAUAAAGAAUGUCACAGAGGAGGAUGUUGGUGGUUACUACUGUCAGCAGUACAACAAAACAGAACAACAUCAAGGUCAAGACUCUCAGGUUUAUCUCUCUGUAGUUACCAUGACUGAAGAGAAGAACGAUGAUAUAGUGACGUUAAACUGCUCUGUGUCGACAUAUGAUCAUUGUAGACACACAGUGAAGUGGCUGUAUGAGGGUAAAGACGUGGCUAAAGAUCACCCAAACAUUGAGACAUUACAGAGUGAAUGCUACACCACUGUGAAAUGGCAGGAUCCUGGUUUAAUUUACAAACCAAGGUCUAACUUAUUGAAGUGUGAAGUGACAGAUGGUUACUCUGAAGAAGUGCAGCUGUUUCCCUUCAUCCCUCCUCAUUCCUCAAGAGAGAAACCAGCUGCUGAUGCAACAACGACGACUACAAUAUCACCAACAUCAGGGACAAUGAGCACAUCAAAAGGUAAAGCAAAAACCGCAACUUCUGAGACAACAAGAACUUCUGAUAAAAGCCCAGAAUCAGUACCAACCACCACAGCAAUCAGUGAUCCUUCAACCAAACUACAAGCUGCUGAUGCAAAAACGACUACAAUAUCACCAACAUCAGAGACAAUGAGCACAUCAAAAGAUUGGUGGAGGUGGUGGUGGCUGAUCGUUGUGUCUGUGGCUGUUGCAUCUCUCAUAAUCAUCACUGUGGCUGUCCUCAGAUGGAGGAGAGCUAAAGGGAACAAAACACAGACGGAGGAUACUGAGGUUAAACACUGCAGUGACUCCAGAAACCAGAUCACACACCACACCCAGCUGAUCCUGAAGAUGGUGUUUCCCUACGCCUCCAUCAGCUACACCAAGAAGACCAACAGGAGAGUCCAGGCUCGGGGUGGAGCCUCUGCUGAUCUCAGCAACCUCUACGCCACAGUCAACUAA